Messenger RNA from Aegilops tauschii subsp. strangulata, 3040 nucleotides. RefSeq names its product putative F-box protein At1g65770. The record is from RefSeq and is a predicted model, not a curated record. Gene Ontology annotation, molecular function: protein binding. Lineage: Eukaryota; Viridiplantae; Streptophyta; Magnoliopsida; Poales; Poaceae.
UUAGUGUGGUUUGAUUGAAUUUGGAGAUGCAGUCGGUGUUCCGGGGUAGUUUCAUCUGUGCGGUCGCAGUAAAUUUUCUUGUCCCCUUCACUGGUCGAAGCCGACAUAAAUUGAAAUUGAUAUUUUGCUCGAGGGUUGUUUUGCACUGCAUCUGGGAGCAUCUUGUGCACUCAUGCGUUUGUUUUUCAACACAUAUGUCCAGAAAAUAGUAUUUGAGAGAGAUACUGUCACCCCAGUAGACUGAUUCCAUAACCCUGCAAAAUAUAUUAAACUUGGAGCAUGAUCUGAUUAGCUAAUUGUUUUCCAGUAAUGUUUGCUCGGACUUCUGAACUCACAUUUGAUAUCCACUCUUUGCAAAAUGGAUCUCUCUUGCUAGGCGAGCCCAGCAAGCAUCUCUUUCUUGGAGUUUCGUUUUGUUUUAGCUUUUCUUGGUCUUGCUUUUCUUUCCCUGUAUUUUCAUUUUCUUAAUUCUGUAAAUUUAUAUGCACGUGUGUUUCUUUUAUUUUUAUUUUUAGUAGUUACUUUAUUCCAUCUGUUCUUAUCCUUUUAAGGAAUUUUUCUUCUUCUUUUUGUCCCAUCGACAGGCGAAAAUCCUAUUGCCACUCAUUGUGUUGAAUAUGCAUGGCCAACAUAAUUUUGUAUUGUCAUGGGGCCGAGCCAUUUUAGCUAGGGUGGGAUUUUUUUAUUUUUUAUUUUUGAUUUAUUCUCCUCCUAUUUUUUAUGUAUUUCAUAAAUUAAUUUAUUGGGGUUUCCCUUUUUGUUCAUUUUUCUUUAAUUCCUUUACUGUUAUUUUUAUUUUCAGGUCGCUAAAAUUUGUAUUUAUGUUUUUCUGCAUCCUUUUCUAUUUUUAUGAAUUAAACAUGUAUACGUAUAUUUAUCUAAUGCAUAGAAUAUUUUUCCUACUAAUGAGUAUAUAUUUAGGCAUUUUUUAAAAUAGUGAUAUCUUUGGAUAGUGGAUAUAUUUAGUUAUUUUUAUCAUAUUGUACAUUUAUAUCCAUCGAAACAAUUUUUUUCCAGCGGAGUUUUAUUUGUCCAUGUGUUCCUGAAAAAAUAUACACAUCACGUUUGUAAAUUGUUUUGAAUAGUAAACGAAUUUAUACGAAAUUUAAUAUGCACCAUCUUUGCAUUCCAUGAACCUUUAUUUUUCUAUAAAACGAAUUAAAACUAUUCAUAGAUUUCAUGGAGUAGUCCGUAGUGGAGUCUCUAAAAAGACUUAUAUUUUGGAACGGAGGGAGUAGUUUUAUGUUAAGUUGAAGACGGCCACGUCCGUUUCAAACGUUUAAUCGAAUGGGAAAUAAAUCCCCCGCAAAAAAAAGAAAAGAAUGGGAAAUACAGGUUGGCUGGGCCUGGCUUGACUUGGUCACCCGCUCCCGUUCGGGCUUCCCCACUGCACUCCCUCAAAAAACAAAAAGAAAAAAAGAACUCCACUCGCACAGCGGCGAGAGCGGCGAGCUGCUCACCGGCGCGGACGGCCAAUCGACCCCGCUCCCGGCGCGAUCUCUCCGGACUGAUGGAAGCAGACAAGAAACCACGCUCGCAGCCCCGGUCACCGUGGUCAGACCUCCCGCUGGACAUAGGGGGCGUGGUGUUCAGCAGGCUCCCCCGGUACGCUGACCGCGCCGCCUUUGCUCUGGUGUGCCCGCAGUGGCGUGACGCCGCGAGGCGGCAGGUCCUGACCCUGCCACUGCCACUGCCGGUGCUCGCGCUCCCAGACGGCACCUUCUACAGCAUCUUCUACCCUAAGCUCUAUUCCUUCCCUGGCUGCGGCUUCGCGGGGUACGAGAGUGUCUGUGACAGCUGGCUCGUCUUCCCACGUGACGACGGCUGCUUCCUGGUCAAUCCAUUCUCCAGGGCCAGCUUCAUGCUCCCUGCUCUCUCCAGUGUCCGACUCCUGCCUCCAAAUGCAGUCGCUAAGUGGUCACUCGAGGAUGGGUCACAAGUUGCUGACCCUUACAUCACAUGGAUGCAUAUCAAUACAUCGGAAAAGCUGCACAUAAGUAAGCUACUCCUGUGCUCGCCAAACCUUGUUGCUGCACUGGUUGGCAUUGGACACACCAGCCAGAUUCUGAUGUGCCAGCCAGGGGCCUCGUCGUGGUCAGUGCGUGCUUACGAUCAGUGUAAGGGGUUCGAAGACAUGGCAUUCUACCAGGGAAAGCUCUACACCAUUGCCAAUGACGAGAACCUCCUUGUGGUGAACAUCAGCCAGGACCAUAGCACCGGCGAUCCACAGGUUUCUCGGAUUGGACAAAUCAUCAAGGGUGAGCCAUGGUAUCCAGCUGUGUUUGAGGACGACACUAUGUGCUGCAAGAAGCUUUACCUGGUUGAAUCGCAUGGGGUGUUGCUGAUGGCACGAAGGACGAUCAUGUGCCGGGUACCUGGACCUGGAGCGGUGCCUAUUGAAGUUGCUGGACUGACUGGGUUUGAGGUUUACAAGGCCGACUUUGAGCAUUCACGGUGGGUCAAGGUAUCGACCGUGGGGGAUGACCAACUGCUGUUUCUAGGGCGAAGGUGCUCCAGGGCCAUGUCUGUGUCUCAGUACGGGUUGCCCGGUGAUUAUAUCCUCUUCUUGGAUGAUGAUGAGGAGAAUCGUAUGGACUACUGCUACGACAGGGAGAACACUUCUUUCGGCGCCUAUAAAUUGGGAUCCGACGGUGUCCUUUUCCCUCAUCCCUAUAUUUCCUGGAAGCUUUGCGAUGAGAUGCGUCUGGCUGCAUGGCUCUUCCCUCGGGACCCAUGAGAAUGAGUCAUAAUGCUAUAUAUAUGCAAGCUGCUCCCAGGUUAUCUGGCCAUGCUAUAAAUGUUGUUGUUCCAGGGUUAUUUUGCAACCUGCUCAUAGGUUAUCUAUCUGACGGUGGUAUAUAUAUAUGGUGGUUGGUAUAGUGUUCACUGGUUUACCUACAAGACGUGAAAUGCGUUAGUAGUAUUGCUACUAUCUAUCUGAACUUUGUUACUCUGUUUAGUGUUGUUUGUUAAUCAGCGCUUGUCUGAAGUUAUCAUGGUGGUUUUUGAUUAGUAACGUGGCCUAUGAAAGAUCUUAAAA